CCAUGGGCCGGAGAAGAAAGAGCGUGUAGCACAGACGGCGGCCCCACCAACCAGCCGCCGCUCCACUCCCCGUCCGUCACCGUCACCUUCCUCGAGAACCCCAAGCGCAAGAAGCUCUCCUCCCCCUCACCAGGGAUCCCAACAGACGGCCCGAGCCCCCUCCAAUGCUCCACAGUCCACGGACAUGGCCUUCCUCAGAACCCUAAACCCUCUCCUCCGCAGGAACCCCGCCCUCCCGAAUCUGAGGCCUCUCUUCUCCCACUACACGCUCUCCGCCCCCUUCCGCGCCGCCGCCCCUCCCGCCCCCGCCCCCUUCGCCGCCGCGGCCGCGGCCGCGCACCCCCGCGUCCUCGGCCGCCCCCGCAGCGGGCCGCUGCUCCCCUCCUCGUCCCCAUGGGCGCUCUCGCGGUCCGCCACGCCGUUCACCACCGCCGCCGCUUUCCGCUCGAAGCUCCACAGGGCUCGCGCCAUUGCCGGCGGCGGUGCGCAGGCUCUCGCGGACGCGGUGCGGUGGGAGCCCAAGCGGGUCUACGGAGGCGAGGCUGCGGGUCCGGGUGGAGGCGAGAAGUUUCUGAAUCUGCCCAAUUUGGUGUCGAUCGGGCGCAUGGCGUCGGGUCCGUUCAUUGGAUGGAUGAUUAUGAAUGAAUGGUAUCUUCCUGCUUUUGGCACAUUAGCUUUGUCUGGUGCAAGUGAUUGGUUGGAUGGUUUUUUAGCAAGAAAGAUGGGCAUCAAUUCUGUAAUUGGUUCAUAUCUGGACCCAUUGGCUGACAAGGUGUUGAUUUGCUGUGUUGCUGUAGCAAUGGUUGAGAGGGAGCUCUUACAUCCUGGCCUUGUUGGCCUGGUGGUUGCAAGAGACUUUCUCCUGGUGGGUGGGGCUUUCUACAAACGAGCAUCCAGCCUGGGAUGGAAGUGGAAUAGUUGGUCAGACUUUUGUAAUUUGGAUGCAAUUCAGCGUGAGAAGGUUCAACCUCUUUUCAUCAGCAAGGUAAAUACAGUAUUUCAGUUGAUGUUGGUUGCUGGCGCACUCCUUCAGCCAGAAUUCGGCACAGAGGAGACUCAGAAUUAUAUUACAUACUUGGGUUGGCUGGUUGCUACUACUACAAUGGCAUCCACAGUAGGUUAUGGUGUGAAAUACUAUCAGUUAAGACCGAGGACAUGAUGACAGCUGUUGCCUGCAUUUUUGUUAAUUACCAGCCAGAUUACGAUUGGUGAAUCCAGCAAUUAGUUGUGAAACUCAAUUGUUUCCAUGGACCAUCCAAAUUUGAAGAAAUGGAAGGGUUGUGCAGUUUCUAAAAAUGAAAGCUGCAGAUGUUUGCUGUAUUAGGACCUCUCCCAAGUAGCCAUUAGUCUAGUUCCUUACACAUGGGGUCACUGACUAGAAUAUAAAGCUGUAGAAUUUGUUGUAUUUUUUGCUUAAGAAUGGUCAGCAAAUUACUGGUGGGCAAACCGCAUGCCAGUGUACAUAUUCUUGCAGCUCUGUACUAAUGUUGAGUACAGACUAGAGAGGUUGGCUAGUCUUGAGACGUCAGCGGUUGAAGUCUA
Messenger RNA from Triticum urartu, 1542 nucleotides. It is a transcript of the gene CLS, whose product is annotated as cardiolipin synthase. Gene Ontology annotation, molecular function: cardiolipin synthase (CMP-forming) activity. The record is from RefSeq and is a predicted model, not a curated record. NCBI's taxonomy places the organism in Eukaryota, Viridiplantae, Streptophyta, Magnoliopsida, Poales, Poaceae. Gene Ontology annotation, cellular component: membrane; mitochondrion. Gene Ontology annotation, biological process: cardiolipin biosynthetic process.